This is a messenger RNA of Ilyonectria robusta, 204 nucleotides long. RefSeq lists its product as uncharacterized. NCBI's taxonomy places the organism in Eukaryota, Fungi, Ascomycota, Sordariomycetes, Hypocreales, Nectriaceae. The record is from RefSeq and is a predicted model, not a curated record. Bases 1 to 204 code for a protein of 67 amino acids. The transcript has 2 exons.
AUGGGCGACAAGUUCUAUGCUGUGGCUGUCGGCAAGGAGACUGGGGAUUUUGACACUUGGCUAGAGGUGCAGGCUUUGGUUACCGGCUUCAAAGGCAAUAAACACAAGUCAUUUGCCACGUACGAAGACACUUGGGUUCAUGUACCGCAACAGUUCCGAGUCCAUAACCCCGGUUGCAUUGUCAACCCACAAUGCGCAUAUUGA